UGGCACGUUAACGAGGCUCAGUUUCUAUUAGUGUUCCCCGCUUAUUUCUCUCCCUUUUGUCACUGAUUGUCUUCCAUUUUUCUCCGAGUUUUUCUCAAACAAAUAUCUGCAACAAACAAACCACAUUUUUCCUUUCCUUUUCUCAACUCAUUCUUCUUUUCUUUUCUCUUUCUCAUGUUCUUUUGCAAUUGCCACCCUCUUCUUUGUUGCAAUGAUGAAGUUGAGAGCUGAAAAUUGAAAGCUAUUCCGAUUUGGUGGAACGCAAACACAAGUUUGGUUCCGUUUUUCUUUGCCUUGCCUUUUGUCAGCUCAUUGUUAUAAUUAUUUUUUUCUCUUUCUCAUUUAGCUUAACAUUGCCACCAUCUCCAUCUUUGCAACGACAUUGUUGAAAGCUGAAAACUAAAAGCUUAUAUAAAACCGCUACGAGGAACUCGAAUACGAUCGAGUUUGGUUCCUUUGAUUUCUCCCGCUGGUUUCCUUGUCACAACAACAUUAUGAUAACAUGAUGUGCUCUCUAUCCAAGAUGUUCUUUCGUUAUCAUGUUGCUGGCUGCAUGCCAAGCAUUUUGAUAACCUUUUGUUGUUAAAUCAGAAGGCUCUUUCUUAUAUGAAUUCGGUUUGCAAAGUCCAUAAAACUUUGUAACUGAGCAAUAGUCAGAUUAGGAUACUAUUUCUCCGUCGUCUCUAGGGGCAGACAAAAUGGCUGUGGUGUUGAGUCACGUGCUUUCCAAGCUUCAUAGCUUAUCAACUUCAGAUCAUGCUUCAGUAGUUUCCUUGAACCUUUUUGUGGCUCUGCUAUGUGCUUGUAUUGUCAUUGGCCAUCUUCUGGAGGAGAAUCGUUGGGUGAAUGAGUCUAUCACUGCCCUUUUGAUAGGUGUUUGCAUUGGCAUAGUCAUUUUGUGGGUUAGUCGCGGUAAAAGCUCCCAUCUUCUGGUUUUCAGUGAAGAUCUUUUCUUUAUAUACCUUCUUCCACCUAUCAUAUUUAAUGCAGGGUUUCAGGUGAAAAAGAAGCAGUUUUUUGUUAACUUCAUAACCAUCAUGCUGUUUGGUGCUGUUGGUACAUUAAUAAGUUGUAGCAUCAUAUCUUUUGGUGUCAUACAAACGUUUAAGAGGAUAGGAAUUGGUUCACUGGAGCUAGGGGACUAUCUAGCAAUUGGUGCAAUAUUUGCUGCAACAGAUUCUGUGUGCACAUUGCAGGUUCUGAGCCAGGAUGAGACACCUCUACUGUACAGUCUUGUAUUUGGCGAGGGUGUUGUGAAUGAUGCUACAUCAGUGGUGCUUUUCAAUGCAAUCAAAAGUUUUGACCUUGAGCAAAUAGACCACAUAGUUGCUGUGCAGUUUUUUGGCAACUUCUUGUAUCUGUUUAUAGCAAGCACCCUACUUGGCGUUUUGGCUGGUCUACUUAGUGCUUAUGUUAUUAAGAAGUUGUAUAUGGGCAGGCACUCAACCGAUCGCGAGGUUGCUCUUAUGAUGCUAAUGGCAUACCUUUCCUACAUUUUGGCUGAAUUAUGGUACCUGAGUGGCAUUCUCACUGUAUUUUUUUGUGGUAUAGUUAUGUCUCAUUAUACAUGGCAUAAUGUGACUGAGAGCUCAAGAAUCACCACCAAACAUGCUUUUGCAACCUUGUCAUUUGUUUGCGAGAUCUUCAUCUUCCUUUAUGUUGGUAUGGAUGCCUUGGACAUUGAGAAAUGGAGAUUUGUUAGUGAUAGCCCUGGAACAUCUAUUCUUGUGAGUUCAGUGUUAAUGGCUCUGGUACUUGCUGGGAGAGCAGCAUUUGUUUUCCCCUUAUCCUUCUUAUCCAACCUGACUAAAAAAUCCCCAAAUAGGAAAAUAAGCUUCAGGCAGCAGAUAAUCAUUUGGUGGGCUGGUCUUAUGAGAGGUGCUGUAUCAAUGGCACUUGCCUAUAAUCAGUUCACCUUGUCGGGACAUACUGAACUACGAGCCAAUGCUAUCCUGAUCACCAGCACCAUCAGUGUUGUGCUUUUCAGCACUGUGGUGUUUGGUUUGAUGACUAAGCCGCUGAUAAGGCUUUUACUUCCUGUUGGCUCCCCUCCUAAGCGGAAAAACAGCAUGACAAACUUAGAGACAGAAUCUUCAUCACCAAAAUCAAUCACUGUGCCAUUUCUUGGAGGUUCCCAUGAUUCCGAAGCAGAUUACGACAGCAGUGAAUUUCAAAGUGAAAGCAGUAUCCGUGGCUUGCUUACCACACCAACACACACUGUUCAUGGCUUAUGGCGGAGGUUUGAUGAUGCAUUUAUGCGUCCAGUUUUCGGAGGCAGGGGUUUUGUUCCAGUAGAAUCUACUACGGCAACUGAACGCAAUGGACAUCAUCAGUGCCAUUAAGAAGAAAGUUCAGGGAGUUCUAUAUAGUUUUAACCCAUAAAAUUUGUGUAGAUCAAGUUAACUAAUGUUUAAGAACACGUUAUAAGUUUAGACGAGCUCGUCUGAUAGUUUAGCAUAGGUUGUAUAUCUCUCAAAAAGCUAUUUUUAAUUUUAGAAUCUUAAACCAUCGCUGUAACACU
This is a messenger RNA of Lotus japonicus, 2521 nucleotides long. RefSeq names its product sodium/hydrogen exchanger 2. The coding region runs from base 699 to 2342 and encodes 547 amino acids. The record is from RefSeq and is a predicted model, not a curated record. Lineage: Eukaryota; Viridiplantae; Streptophyta; Magnoliopsida; Fabales; Fabaceae. The transcript has 15 exons. Gene Ontology annotation, cellular component: membrane. Gene Ontology annotation, biological process: regulation of pH; regulation of stomatal closure; sodium ion transport. Gene Ontology annotation, molecular function: sodium:proton antiporter activity.